AUGCCACAACUCCCUGGCGACGGCGCACCUUCUAUUCUCCACGAUGGCACGCUUGAGAAUUUCGCUACUGAUGGUCGGUACGCCUUUGACAGCACCGGUUACGUUCUACUGGACAACGGUGGGAUCCUGGCAAGCACUUUUGAUGUUAGCCCGCCAGGUUCCUCUGAUACCGAAAGUCUACACAAAGGUGCCUCAUACGCCUCACAUGGCAACGAAAGUACACCUUCUCGUAUGGCGGCAAGCAAUGCGCCCACCAAUAUGUCCGAUUCUUGGGAGAUGGAUAUCGAUUCAAAUAAUUCCAUCCAAGGAACGUCCUCUAAGGAGACGAUUCCCCAAAUCGACCGAUCCAUGACAGAUUCCUCAGUCACCUCGAGAGACUAUGUGAUUGUCACCGACAGAGCACAACUAGCCGCUGCCAUGUCACAGCUUGAUGAUACUACCAUGGCAGGAUCUGAUCCAGCAAUUCGUCAGAAUUCGGCUGAGUGCUCAUGGGUCCAGCUUUCGAACCGUCACCAGGAUGGCUUCACUGGCUUAUCAAGCUCGACAGCAUCCGGAUGCCCAAAUAGACAGUCCUUCGAAGCUCCUGGGGCAUUCUGGACUCCGGACCAUCUGUUUUCCGUAGUCCAGGGUCGCGAACUUGGCUUCCCGUGGGAGUCUAUCGGCCCUCAUCCAGUUCAGUGCAAGAAACCCAGCACCACCGAUCCUCUUAGCAUUCCAGAGUCUCAAGACAGCCGUGAAGUUUGUGACUGGCCUGCGCGUGCCGGAGCAUUGCCCACCGAGGACUUCAGCGGGCAACACUGGCCUCAAGGAAACACUCAGAUGCAACAACACACAUCUCAACCCUUAUUCACAAACCCGCAGACCUCGACUAUGAAUGUUGCAGCAUAUGAAGACCUCCCAUUGCCUAGUCGGUUUGGAUUCGGCCUUGCUCGAACGUCUUCACCAGAAAACACGGAGCUGAUUUACCACGAAAGUUCCUCAUCGGCCGAAAUUAACGUGCUCGGCACGAACAAAAUUAUACCAACGCACGGCAGCACCCAAUGCCACCGUCUUCGAGGCAAUGAAGACAUGAGGCCAAUUGCAACGAAGCCUUUCAAAACCCGUUCCUCCCCUACACAACGCUCCAACAGAACAUCCAGCGUGACCACCAACGGCGUUCAGAAAAAGAAAUCAACCAGAACGCUCCCCGAAGGUGGAAAAGAAAAUUAUCGCAAAGUACGAUUAAUUCAUGCCUGUGUGGAUUGCCAGCACAUGAAGAAGGUGUGCGAGACUGCCUUUCUGCUUUGCGAGAGAUGCCGAAUGAUUAUAAAGGGUCAAACACACUUGGCCCCUGUGAUUUGCUAUCGACUAAAUUUUGAACUAGUGUUUUUGGUGACCUCAGACUUCUACGGCGUUGAACAGCGCGGCAAUAGCAUUAAGAGUAAGAUUGAGUCAAUGCACGGCGAAAUGCGCUAUUUAUUUCUCGGGGCCGGCCUUCGGGAAUAUGGAAAUGAGAUCAGCAUCGACAUUGAUGAAUCAAGCGUGCUUCUCGUCAAGAUCCAAACCACGACAACCACGCAGAAGCAGCAUUGGAUCACGACGCAACUUCCAUGCCUCACUGCCAGUAUGGUAACUCCAAGAGAUGGCGCUGAAGAGAACUCAUAUGCCAUUGUUCCAGACUGUCUGCCGGAAAUCGACGAUUUGGAUGACUGGGGUCGUCAAGAUAUUCGAGACCUGGCUCUCAAAUGGCCCUCGAAUCUGGAAGCCUUAUAUGAUCUAGCCCUCCUGGAGUACCUCGAAGUCACCCCACGACUGCCCUGCUAUAGUAUUGUCAAUGCCACUAUGCGAAUCGUUAGCCUCGGGAAGAAUUUGGACAGCCGUCGUCCCAUCGAUCAUAACAAAAUCGUGGAAGUGAUUACAAAGCAGCAACCGACAUUCCCGCGGUUUGGAAUCGACGAGUUCAAUGAAUGCAAGGCAUACUUUCAACUUCCAAUGACUGCUCGGACGCAACUCUACAUCCAUGCAGCCCAAGCGAUCGAGAAGACUCAACUGGAACUCGGAAAGGAGAUCGACAACCUUCUGAAGGAUAAGGAAUUGAAAACGAAAAGCAAUUUCUUGGCGGUGAGCGCAUGCUUGCGGCGCCUAGGUUUAGAGUAUCGACAACGCCUUCAGAGAUAUCGUUGCUUUGCCUCAGAUGAGGUAGAAGACCGAAUUAGACGGUGCCAUUACAUGUACGCUCUUUUCACCCGUCUUUAUGAUGUUUGGUGCCGUGGCACAGCCUUGUUCUCGGAAGGGACCGUGGUCCAGUAUAGCGAGGGUCUUCAUUAUAAUAAAGACCUCAUCGACUCCUUUUCGAGGUUGUGCCCUCGGGAGCGGAAAUAUUGCGAGGCAAUACUUGUUGACUCGAAUGUCGACGACUCAAUUUACAGGAAGCUCGUUGCAGAGAAGGCGCCAAAAGGCGACAGGAAAUCUCCCAAAAGCUCCAAGGUCCCACAACGUUCCACAGUCUGAGGAGUAACCUGCUCCCUGUGGACUCCAUGUUCUAUGUGGUUCUUGACGUGUUUAA
This is a messenger RNA of Hyaloscypha bicolor E, 2545 nucleotides long. RefSeq lists its product as uncharacterized. The record is from RefSeq and is a predicted model, not a curated record. The coding region runs from base 1 to 2490 and encodes 829 amino acids. The transcript has 6 exons. NCBI's taxonomy places the organism in Eukaryota, Fungi, Ascomycota, Leotiomycetes, Helotiales, Hyaloscyphaceae.